This is a messenger RNA of Rhea pennata, 1123 nucleotides long. It is a transcript of the gene FBL, whose product is annotated as fibrillarin. Gene Ontology annotation, molecular function: histone H2AQ104 methyltransferase activity; rRNA methyltransferase activity; RNA binding. The transcript is spliced from 9 exons. Gene Ontology annotation, cellular component: box C/D methylation guide snoRNP complex; small-subunit processome; Cajal body. Lineage: Eukaryota; Metazoa; Chordata; Aves; Rheiformes; Rheidae. Bases 9 to 968 code for a protein of 319 amino acids. The record is from RefSeq and is a predicted model, not a curated record. Gene Ontology annotation, biological process: box C/D sno(s)RNA 3'-end processing; rRNA methylation.
UCCGGCGCAUGCGCGAACCGCUCGCGUGGAGCAGCGGCGGCGGGAUGCGGCCCGGUUUUAGCCCCCGGGGGGGCCGCGGAGGCUUCGGGGACCGGAGGGGACGCGGCGGCUUCCGAGGGGGCCGAGGUGGCGGUUUCAAGUCCCCCGGCGGGGGCGGCCGUGGCGGUUUCGGUGGCGGCCGAGGAAGAGGAGGCCCCGGCCGGGGGGGCCGGGGGGGUCGCGGCGGAGGCGGCCGCGGCGGCUUCAAGGGCGGCAAGAAGGUGACGGUGGAGCCUCAUCGGCAUGAAGGGGUCUUCAUCUGCCGGGGGAAGGAGGACGCUCUGGUCACCCGCAACAUGGUGCCCGGCGAGUCCGUCUACGGCGAGAAGAGGAUCUCCGUGGAGGACGGUGACACCAAGGUGGAGUACCGCGCCUGGAACCCCUUCCGCUCCAAACUGGCAGCCGCCAUCUUGGGGGGCAUCGACCAGAUCCACAUCCGCCCGGGGACGAAGGUCCUCUAUCUGGGUGCCGCCUCGGGGACGACCGUGUCCCACGUGUCCGACAUCGUGGGACCGGAGGGACUGGUUUACGCCGUCGAGUUCUCCCAUCGCUCCGGCCGCGACCUCAUCAACGUGGCCAAGAAACGCACCAACGUCAUCCCCGUCAUCGAGGACGCCCGGCACCCCCACAAGUACCGCAUGCUCAUCGGCAUGGUGGACGUGAUCUUCGCGGACGUGGCGCAGCCUGACCAGUCGCGCAUCGUGGCCCUCAACGCCCACAACUUCCUGCGCAACGGCGGCCACUUCGUUAUCUCCAUCAAGGCCAACUGCAUCGACUCGACGGCGGCGCCCGAGGCCGUUUUCGCCUCCGAGGUGAAGAAGAUGCAGCAGGAGAACAUGAAGCCCCAGGAGCAGCUCACGCUGGAGCCCUACGAGCGCGACCACGCCGUGGUGGUGGGCGUCUACAGGCCGGCGCCGAAGCAGAAGUGACACCAUCUUCGUCCCCUUCCUCCUCCUCCUCCUCCCCCCUCCCUGACGGCGCUUUGGACCCUUCGGUUUGGGGCGAAAUCUCGCCGUUUUGGGUGGUUUUUUUCUUUUUUUUUGUGCCGCGCCGGGUUUUUAUUAAAAACAGAGAGAAAAAAGCA